AUGACGGUUCGGAGAGGAAAGAAGCUCAGCAUCUCCAUCCAGGAACACAUGGCCAUAGACGUUUGCCCCGGCCCCAUCAGACCCAUCCGCCAGAUCUCCGCCUACUUCCCCCGCCUGUCCCCCACCUCCCCCACCCCCGUCUCCCCCAACCCCGCCGUGUCCCCGCCGCCGUCCCUCAGCCCCGGCUCGGUGGCCUCGGGAAUGGGCGGGUCUCACCUCCUGUCUCCUCUGUUGGCCCAGGGCAGGCCCGGCGGGGGCGGGUCCCUAUCCCUGACCAGCAGCGUGGACACGUCGGUGGAGAUCAACAGCUCCGACAGCGACGACUGCACUGCUCUGGGAACGCUGGAGUUCGAGCUGAGGUACGAGCAGAGCUCCAACAAGCUGCACUGCACCGUGCUGCGGGCCAAGGGUCUGAAGCCGAUGGACUUCAACGGUUUAGCUGACCCGUACGUCAAACUGCACCUGCUGCCCGGAGCCUGUAAGGCCAAUAAGCUGAAAACGAGGACGAUCCGUAACUCCCUGAAUCCAGUGUGGAAUGAAACGCUCACUUAUGUCGGCAUCACAGAGGAAGACAUGCACAGGAAGACGCUCAGGUUGUCCGUGUGUGACGAGGACAAGUUGACUCAUAAUGAGUUAAUCGGGGAGUCCCGAGUCCCUCUGAAGCGCGUGAAACCCGACCAGACGAAACAUUUCCACACCUGCCUGGAGCAUCCACCACCGCUUCCCUCUCCGACUGCCAUGGGUGAAGCCCUGAGAGGAAUUUCCUGCUACUUACGAGAGUGGGAGAACGAGCAGCUGCACAGCCUGGAGGAGCGAGGUCGUCUUCUCCUCUCCCUUCAGUUCCUGCCUCCGGUCAGUCUGGAGGAUAAAGCCGUAGAAGGUGGAGGUGAAGGCCCUCGCAACGGGGGUCUCUGUGUGGGCGUGAAGCGCUGCGCCCACUUGGCAGCCAUGGAUGUUAACGGAUUCUCCGACCCCUACGUGAAAAUAUACCUGAAGCCCGACAUAGAGAAGAAAUCCAAGCACAAAACGGCCGUGAUGAAAAGGACCCUGAACCCUGAAUUUAACGAGGAGUUCUUCUAUGAGAUCUCCCUGUCAGAGCUGGCCAACAAGACUCUGGAGGUCACAGUGUGGGACUAUGACCUGGGCCGCUCCAACGACUUCAUAGGUGGCGUCUGUCUGAGCUCCAAGUCCCAGGGCGACGCCCUCCGUCACUGGACCGACUGCCUGAAGAACAAGGGCCAAAGGGUGGAGCGGUGGCACAUCCUGACCAACGAGCUGCCGCGAACCCUCAGCCACGACUAACCCCGAGCAGCGGCGUCCACGCAUGCAGACGGUCGCUGUCGAUGUUCACAGAGAUUCUCGGGGUUUUUACAGCACAGACGUGAGCGACUUCAGCACAGGAAACAGCGGUAACUUAAUGGACGAGUGUAUUAUAAUAUGAGCCGCCAUGAGAGCAGGGCGAGGCCGGAGCAGCAUGGUGGUGUGCCUUCAUUAUUGAUCUGUAAGUCAUCUGGAGCAAAGAGGCCGUUGGGUCCAUCAGCAGCGUCACAUCUGCACUCAGCAUCAAAAAACAGGGUCAAUCUCCCGACUCAUGAAGGGUGGAACUCUCCGGUGACGCGAUGUGGCAAACAACAUUUACAGAAACUAAGGGGCUGGAAGAGGCAUUACAAUUAAAUUAAAACAAAAACCUCAAACGUUUUGAGAAAAGUUACAAAUUUGCCACAAAAAAUGAACGUUUUGUAAACAAUAAUAUUAUCUUUGACAUGUUUUGGCAGCUUUUCAUGAACCUUGUUUUAAAUUUUACUUAAUUUUUUUGUAAAUCUGCCCAUUUUUCAUAAAAUUUGUGUAUUUGUAUCUUUUUAGUUUGUUUGGUUUUCUUAUAUUUUCACAUCAAAAGACUUUUGUCUUUGGGUUUUUUUUUUUUCAUUCUUAUUCAUACAUUUUCUCUGUUUCCUCUUGAAUUUUCCUUUUUUUUUGGAGAAGUUUAAAUUCUAGUAAAUAUACAAUUUUUCUCAUAUUUUUUUGCUGUUUUUCUUUAGUAAUUUUAUAUUUUCUCUCGUAAAUUUGCCAUUUUUUCCCUCAUAAUCUCGCUCCUCUGCCGAGCCCCUUAGUUGUGAUUUUUGCCCUCUCCUGGCCUAAUUUGCCAUCAUAGGAACUCAUCAAAGUUAAGAGAAAAUGUGUGGAAUUUAAGGCUGAAAUGGAUUUGCAUGUUAUUUUCCUGUGCAUUACGUGUCUGGUGCUCUUUUAAAAAGUAAAAACGAGAAAGUCAAGCAGUCAGAAAAUCUCUGUUCUCUGUUUACACUGAACUGUUGUUCCUUUGCUCGAGCACAGUUCAGUCCUGCAGUACUUACACAGCAUGCUGUGCCAGGUUUACAUGUACGUAUAAUCCAGACUGUGAGAAACAUGCAUGGACGUGUCUUGUGUUGCACUAUAGCUAACAGCUAAAAGAGCUUUUGGGAGAAACUGAGCGCUAACGUUAGCUAGCUAAAAAGCUGAUGGACUUGUAGCAAAGAACAGCUGAGCUGAUCCACUUCCUGUUAAUCCCAUUUGACACAAAAUGUCGGCAGUUCAGCAGGAGGCGCUCUGAAUGAUUUCCCACUGCUCCUGCACAAAACGUCCAAAUUUCAUUCCAGUUUUAACCGACCUAGCAUCCAUAACGUGUCUGAACUGAAAGUCUUAUGUGACAGUCGGCGCUUUGAUAAACGGAAUAUUUCAGCUCGAUGUGCUUCGGCAUCGUGGAGUAACGUGUGGAGAGGAAGCUGAACCCAUUUAAAGAUGAAACACAUCAAAAUAUGGACAACGUGAAGCUUUACGUUUGCUGGUGUAAAGUGGAGUCUUACAGUUGGUGGUGUUUUAACUCAUGGGUUCAGGGAGGUCAAAACCUUCCUGCCCUUUGGAUGAUGCCGUCGUUUUGUUGAGGUUCAGCCGUCACACGGAGGACGUGGGGUUUCUGUUCGCUGUUGUGGAUCAUUUGGUUUAGUUUUGUUGGUAAAAACUGGUUGAAAAUGAUGACGAAUGUAACUUCAGUUCAGUUACGCCUCCAGUGUAACAUUACGUCUGUGGUAAUGAGACCUGUUUAAAUCAGUGGGUAGCUUUUUCAAGUGUUGUUGUUGGGGAAAAAGACUUGACGGGGUGCUUUUCCUUACUGUAGCUGUGGUUUGGGGCCAGAAACACUUUUGAUGGAGUUUGGAUGCAAAGCUUUAUUUUGCGGAGCACCGUGCAAAUAUCAUCCUAACUGCAUUUUAAAAUAAUCUCUGGUAAAAGUUUUUGUUCAUAUGUAUUACUCUGUGGUGACUCAAGCAUGUGCGUCAGCGAGGACUCCAUCCACAGCAGUGACCACCAGUCUUAAAGGGGAUCUAUUGCAGUUUUAUUCUCUCACAUAUAUACAGAUACGUUAAAAAUAAGUUUAUGGUUUUAUUUAACUUUACCUGAAACUAAUGACUGACACAUAAACUCAGCAGGAAGGGAGGCGAGGGUCCUUUUCUGUGGCCAUGACAAAGAAUGCAAGUUCCCCUCCCUGUGCAGACAUGGAGGUAACGCCCUCGAUUACUCUGUCUGCACUCACGAGUGAUUAAUCACGUGGACGCUUACAUGUCACUGGGACUGCUGGAUAGUUGGUCGUUUAUUCAGCUGUGUGAAAAUCCCAGAGGAACCCACCUGGGGGAUUAAUAAAGUUUUAUUUUAUCUAAUCUAAU
Messenger RNA from Maylandia zebra (zebra mbuna), 3695 nucleotides. It is a transcript of the gene doc2a, whose product is annotated as double C2-like domains, alpha. Gene Ontology annotation, cellular component: synapse; extrinsic component of synaptic vesicle membrane; membrane. Gene Ontology annotation, biological process: regulation of calcium ion-dependent exocytosis; spontaneous neurotransmitter secretion; exocytosis. The record is from RefSeq and is a predicted model, not a curated record. Lineage: Eukaryota; Metazoa; Chordata; Actinopteri; Cichliformes; Cichlidae.